Messenger RNA from Apiotrichum porosum, 696 nucleotides. RefSeq lists its product as uncharacterized. The record is from RefSeq and is a predicted model, not a curated record. The coding region runs from base 1 to 696 and encodes 231 amino acids. NCBI's taxonomy places the organism in Eukaryota, Fungi, Basidiomycota, Tremellomycetes, Trichosporonales, Trichosporonaceae. The transcript is spliced from 2 exons.
AUGUCUGCUGGCAACAACACUUCCCAGGGCCAGACCGGCGACAGUGUCCCCCUCCUCCAGCACAAGGGUAUCUGGGGCGAGGCUGACCGUCAAGCUUUUUGCGUCGCAAUGAACACGCUCGACAAUGAUGACAUGGUCGCCAUGACCACACUCCACGAGACGAUGCUCAAGCGCAAGCUUUCAAACCUCCACGCCAUUCGCAACACGGUCUACGACUACCACAUCACCUUUCCUCUCGUCCCCAACUUUCCUCUCGCGCACACUCUGGCCGAGUUUGUGGCCAUUGAAGACGAAGUCAAGGCCUUCCGCGACCACAUGGAAUAUGUCACCCGCGACGCACAGGACAGGCUUAAAGAAUUCGCGGACCACCCCCCUUGCGACAACUGCUCUCUCCACAAGUUGGAAGCCAAGCUUAGUCACAGCAAGGCCCUCCGCGAUGUCCUCCAGCAGUCUGACUCGGCCCGCGCUAUCGACCCAACUCUUCUCUUCUCCAAGGUCUGCGACGUCCACAAGGCCGAGGUCCUCGAAGAGCUCAACAACGACAUUGCCAACAUUGAAGACUACAUUGCGAACCGUUACACGACCGAGGAGGGUUACAAGAUCACCGUCAAGUACCAUGGCCUCAUGAGCCCCGUUUGCACCGAGAUCGAGACCAAGAUUGCCGAACACCGCGCUCGUCUCGCCCCUUACAGCUAG